This is a messenger RNA of Acanthosepion pharaonis, 714 nucleotides long. NCBI's taxonomy places the organism in Eukaryota, Metazoa, Mollusca, Cephalopoda, Sepiida, Sepiidae. The record is from the annotation of a GenBank genome assembly.
AUGGCUAAGAACUGUGCCGCCCGUCCAACAUGGCCGACACCUACGUCCACAUCACUGCUUUUGUCGUUUGAGAUAACAGAUUCCUUUAACUUUUUUUGUUUUUUAACUCCCCGUUUUAAAUUUAUAAUGUUUUUCUGCAUGACUCUUUUCUUUUACAGCUGUUCCGGCUUCUUUCUUCUUCAUCUAUCUUUAAUUUUUUAUUUUAUUUUAAUUGUUAUCUUUCUUUAUUUUUGUCUUUCUUUUCUUUCUUUUUCUUUCUUUUGUUCUAACUUUCUUUUCUUUCUUUCGUUUGUUUGUUUGUUUCUUUCUUUCUUUCUUUUGCUGUUUUUUUUUCUUCGUUUUUCUUUCUUUUUUUUUUUUUUCCUUUUUUUUCUUUUACAGCUGUUCCGGUUUCUUUCUUUGUCAUUGGUUUUUAAUUUUCUUUUGUUUUCUUGCUUUCUUUUUUUUUUUUUUUGUUCUUUCUUUCUUUCUUUCUUCCUUUCUUUCUUUCACAGCUGCUUCGGUUUCUUUCUUCCUCAUUUCUCUUUACUUUUGUCUUCUUUUUUCUAUUUUUCUUCUUUCUUUUUUCUUUCUUUUUCUUUUUUCUUUUCUUUCUUCUCUUUCUUUCUGUUCCGGUUUCUUCGUUCAUCUUUUCUUAUUCUUUCUUUCUUUCUUUCUUUCUUUCUUUCUUUCUUUCUUUUGUUUAUAUUCUCUAUCAAAAUAUUGUAUUGUUAG